Molecule: messenger RNA, 1994 nt
Organism: Closterium sp. NIES-67
Lineage: Eukaryota; Viridiplantae; Streptophyta; Zygnematophyceae; Desmidiales; Closteriaceae
Source: the annotation of a GenBank genome assembly
GCCGAAGAUCGACAAGGUAACAAACUAGCCAUAGUACAGCGCAAGCAGGCCGAAUAGCAGUUUUUGCAGGCGAUGUAGGAUACUGACGAGCCCAUUCAGGAUCAUUUAUAGGAUCUUCGGUCGGGCUGACUGUACCCGACGAGCGUCGUCCCAUCUCGUGCUGGCAACUCUCAAUCCAACUCGCGCGAUCAUUAGAAAUCCUACAAAUACCCGCGCGGUUCUCCCGCGAGUCCUUGACCAACUUAGUACUUGACUUGAAGUCAGAGAGGAGACGCUUCGCCAUGCCGCGGCAUUCCGCCUGCUGUCUGUCUCUAUCAGCCCAUUUAAUGACGACGCUUUUGGUACCCCUGGUUCUAGCGCUCACGCGCGCGUCCCUGCGCGCCGAUGCGGCGAUACUGGACCUCGUGACGGCGGCGGGAGCGGGAUCGCAGGGGUUCGGGUACACGGGGAAAGCCACGGCCACUUAUUACGGCGGCGGGAUUGACGGCGGCAACUGCGGGUACGGCAAUCUAUUGGCGGCGGGGUACGGCCCCAUCUUCGCGGCCGGCAGCGUAAUGCUCUACAAGGACGGCCGCGGCUGUGGCAGCUGCUACAGGGUGCGGUGUGUGGACAGCCCGUACUGCAAGAAGGGCGUGAGUGGCGUCACGGUGGCCAUCACGGACCAGUGUCCUGCGGGGGGCGGGUGGUGCUGCCCCACGUGCGUGCACUUCGACCUGGGCAUGGCCGCCUUCAAUAUGAUCGCAGAGCAAGUCGCUGGGCACGUGCCGCUGGUGUACACCAGGGUGCCUUGUUUGUUCAACCGCAACAUCCGCCUCACGCCCACCGGCUCCGACUACUGGAUCAACCUGCUUGUGCGCAACGUGGCGGGCCCCGGUGACCUGGCAUCCAUUGACGUGGCGGAAGCAGGAUCCGCCAUGUGGAAGCCCAUGACGCACGACUGGGGCGCCGUGUGGGUGUACCGGACCUACCUCAAGUCCCCGCUUAGGUUCCGACUUACCUCUUUAAUGGAUGGGCAAGUGGUGGAGACCCCAGCGGCGUGCCUCCCUGCAGGAUGGGUGGCAGGAAAGGACUACGACUGCCAGGUGCAGUUCUCAUCUGGGGGAGGUGGGGGCGGCUGGAACAAUACAGGUGGCAACAAUGGGUUGACUGGCGGAGGGGGCAGUGAGGGGAACUCUGGAACGGCCAACCCACCCGGGGGAUUCAAGCUCCCGCUUCCUCCUAAAACGGCUCCCGGCCCCCCGAGGAAGACCCCUCCCCCUGCAGGGAAGCCGAAGGAUGGGACUAAGACGCCUAGCCCCCCGGGAACGAGUCCUCCCGCUGUUGGGAAGCCGCAUAAUGGCACUAGGACUCCCAGCCCCAAGGCUCCGAACUCCAAGGCACCCAGCCCCAAGACUCCUAACCCUAAGACUCCUAGCCCCAAGACUCCCAGCCCGAAAACUCCUAGCCCCAAGACUCCUAGCCCUAAAACUCCUAGCCCCCCGAAAAAGAGUCCUCUCCCUUCUGGGAAGCCAGUGAAGCCAAAGAAUGGGACCAAGACAACAGGUCCCCCAAAGAAGAGCCCGCCCUCAACUGGGAAGCCGAAGAACGGAACCAAGACAACGAAGCCCCCAAAGGCGGGUUCACUGUUCCCAGGGAGCCCCAAGAAUGGGACCCAGACACCCAGCCCCCCAAAGAAGGGGUCACCGUCCCCCAAGAAGCCAAAGGUUGUAGCGGCUACCCCCUCACCGACGAACCCUCUCUUUCCUGGGAACCCGACAGAUGGGAGUGUGGGGAGUGGGGGAGUGGGUGCAGGAAAGGGAGGCGGUGGAGGGAGUGAGGUUCCAUCAAGACCAUCUACAGUGCCAUCAAGGCAGGGCCAGCCUCAAAAUAGACGGCUAUAAGUAGGCUGUUCAGCAAUUCAUGAAGUACUAACAUAGGGAAAUAAGUUAGCAUUGUAGUGAUGUAUUGUGUGAGGGAACAUAAGAUUAUUAUUAUAGGUGUUUUGUGGGCUAGAA